This is a messenger RNA of Cuscuta campestris, 1682 nucleotides long. NCBI's taxonomy places the organism in Eukaryota, Viridiplantae, Streptophyta, Magnoliopsida, Solanales, Convolvulaceae. The record is from the annotation of a GenBank genome assembly.
CACACAAACAAACAAACGCACGUUUUUCUUCCCUCCGCCGUUUCCAAAUGCUCCAUCUGCAAAUUCCCACUACCAGAGACCCCAUUUCUGCAACAAAACAAAUCCUCUGUGCCACUUCCAUGUCUACAUAUAAUUAGCAUGGAAUCAUCUUCCAUGCAAAUGCAACUUUCAAUGCCCAUUCGUUUCUUCUUCCUCUUCGUCUUCACUGGUUUAGUGACUGUUCAUCUUCCUCUCGCCGUUUCUGGGUUGAAUCAAGAAGGCAUUUAUCUUCAAAGGUUGAAGCUCUUCCUAUCCGACCCCACGGACGUGUUUUCCUCUUGGUCCGAACGCGAUCUCACCCCGUGUAGCUGGACCGGAAUAGGAUGCGACGCCGGCGGCUCUGUCGUCUCCGUCUCCCUCUCCGGCUACUCGCUCGCCGGCCCCUUCCCGGUCUUCCUCUGCAGCCUUCCGAGUCUUUCUUCUCUGAACCUUUCAAACAAUUCCAUUAACUCUUCACUCCCUCACUCCAUUUCUGAAUGCAGCAAACUCGUCAGUCUCGACUUGUCGGAGAAUCUCAUCGGCGGCAACAUCCCUCACACUCUCUCCGACCUUGAUUUUCUCAGGCACCUUGAUCUCAGUUACAGCUCAUUCUCCGGUGAAAUUCCGGCGACCUUCGGAAGAUUCCGAUCACUGGAGUAUCUGGUGUUAACGGACAACGAGCUGAAUGGGACCAUUCCGGCCUCUCUGGAGAGCAUUGGGAAUCUGAGUCGACUCACCAACUUCGACGUGUCCAACAACCAACUCACUAGUGGUUUACCAAGCACGAUUUCCCAAACGAAGAGCAUCGUUCAAAUCGAGAUAUUCAACAACUCGCUCACCGGCGAAUUGCCGGCGCGGUGGUCUAAUUUGACCCGGUUGCGGCGGUUUGACGGGUCGAUGAACAGCAUAACAGGGACGAUUCCGAGCGAGUUGCCGCUCGAGUCGCUGAAUCUAUUCCAAAAUCAACUCGAGGGUUCACUUCCGGAGGGCAUUUCUGGUUCCCCAAAUCUACGAGAACUGAAAUUGUUUCGCAACCGACUCGGCGGGUCAUUACCGGCCCAGCUCGGUGCCAACUCGGCGUUAUGGAUACUUGACGUCUCUUACAAUAACUUCUCCGGGACGAUCCCAGAAGAACUCUGCGAAAAAGGCUGUUUAAGCGAGCUCAUACUGAUAAACAACUCCUUUUCCGGGAACAUCCCUUCGAAUCUCGGCCGGUGCCGGACCUUAAGACGGAUUCGUUUGCGAUCUAAUCGGUUAUCCGGCGAGGUACCGCCCGAUUUUUUCGGGUUGCCCCUCGUUUUCCUCAUAGAUCUGAACGACAAUGGAUCUUCUGGAAAUAUAUCAGGGAAGAUAUCAGGAGCGAAGAACUUAUCGAGCCUUCAAAUCUCCAGAAACAAAUUCUCCGGCUCCAUCCCCGGCGAGAUUGGAACCUUGGUGAAUCUAGUCGAAUUCUCUGCGAGCCAAAAUGAACUCCGAGGAGAACUUCCUUUGGCAUUGAUGAAUUUGAAGCAGCUCGUGACAGUUGAUCUGAGCAACAACUACCUCUCCGGCGAAAUUCCUGGUGAAAUUCAUUCAUUGAGUCUGCUAAGCGAGCUUAAUUUGUCUGGCAAUCAAUUAUGAGGCGAAAUUCCUACUGGAAUUGGGAAUUUACCAGUUCUGAACUA